Drosophila serrata is the source of this 1643-nucleotide messenger RNA. RefSeq names its product Vacuolar protein sorting 16B (gene Vps16B). The record is from RefSeq and is a predicted model, not a curated record. Gene Ontology annotation, cellular component: cytoplasm. Lineage: Eukaryota; Metazoa; Arthropoda; Insecta; Diptera; Drosophilidae. Gene Ontology annotation, biological process: vacuolar transport; intracellular protein transport.
ACUGGCCAAAACAAUAAUAAAAGUAAAGCAAAUAACAAAUGGACCUGCAAUUUGACAGCGAAACGUAUUGGAACCGAUCCUCUCGCGCAGCCUUUAGCUUCGACGAUGAGGACGAGGUGGACCUUGGCCCGGAGCUGGCCACCAAUGGAAUCCUCGCCGACGAUGCCAUCUCUGAGGCCAGCUUCGACAACAGCGCCACUCUGAAUCUCUCCAUCAAGUCCAUUUUGAGCGAGGAAGCUCUGAAGCUGGUGCUCCAAGAGCAGGCACUGGACGACCGUGUCUUGCCCAAGGGCGUGUCGCCGGAGGAGGAACUGAAGUUGCUGCGGCGCCAACUCCAGAGCACGCUGUACAGUCCAAAUCUGGAGGCUACGGCCCAAAAGCUUUUGCAGGGCAAGACGGCGCCGUUGGAGAUGUUCAAGUCCCUGCACGAGAAGCGUCAAUUGCUGGACACCCUGCUGGCCCAAGGCGGCGGACAUGCUGUCAUCUCUGUGCUGCUCUUCCUCAAGAAAACUCUGAAUACAGUCCAGUUUCACGGUAUACUCAAGGAGCGACCCAAAGCUUUGGAGCAGUACUUGAGUUACCUUAAAGAAGCCGGCGACUUGGCCAGCUAUAUAGAUCUACUGCAGAGAUUCGGACGACACCAGGAGGCGGCUUUAAAGCAGUUUCAGGCCGCUUUAUCCGCCGCGGAUGUGACAGCUCGCAAGCAACAGCUCCAGCGUUUGGUUGACGCAUAUUCUACAGCAGGAGUUGGCAUUAUUCCGCUGUACGAACAGGUGUUCCAUGCCGCAUUGAAGAUGCAACAGCUUUUGGAGAAGGACAAUGGCCUGGGCAAACUGCUCCGGGAUCAAGCCACACCCGUUGAGGUGCUCUAUGCCUGCUGCCAGGCGAACAGCAAUUGGAAGGAGCAGGAUAUGCUGAAGCUAGUAUCGCCGCAACGCUUUGCCGCCGAUCAGCAGAUCUCGCCGGCGCAGUACGAGUGGACAGCGCUCAACGAGCGGGCGCAAGCCCAAGCAUAUGCCGACCUGGAGUGCAUCUUUGAGCGCGUGCCCAGUUGGCAUCCCCUGAAAUCCAAGCAGUUUCACAUUAGCUUCGACCUCACGCUGGCCGUGCUCCGGCUGUAUGAGCUGCAGGCUCCCUCAACUGUGCUCCAACUCUUCCUCUCCAAGAUGGGCAACACGGUGGAAAAGCUGGCCCUGGCACAGCGGGUGAAGUGCAUCAAGGCUGUGAUCGAUGCCAUGGCUGGACUGAAGCAGCAACAGGAGCUACUGCAGCUGAAGGACUCCCUGCCGGAUAGGUCUGAGGAGCAGUUCUACUGCGAGAAUGCCCUCAAGUCGCUGCAGAGCAAGCGCUGGACCACGGACAAUAUCAAGCUUAAGCUGUAGAGACGGAUUCUUUAUAUAAACGUACUUUAUUGUUAAUCAUAUAUAUGUGUAUAUAAUUAUAUUAUUUCUACUCUGGUUUUAUUAAAUAAUUGCAAAUCACAAGCUGAAUAUCGAAUAAGAAAACAAAAAAUAUAUAUUUAUGUAUGUAUGGUGUAUAUCUUGCAGAGCCUCCUUUUUGAUCUGUUCGAUGAUGAGCAGUUUUGGAUUACUUUAUCGUUUUUUGUUUUUAGUUUAUUGAGUAAACAAUUAAAAAGCAGCAAA